Molecule: messenger RNA, 1011 nt
Organism: Aspergillus clavatus NRRL 1
Lineage: Eukaryota; Fungi; Ascomycota; Eurotiomycetes; Eurotiales; Aspergillaceae
Product: alpha/beta fold hydrolase
Exons: 7
Coding region: 1-1011 (336 amino acids)
Molecular function (GO): catalytic activity
Source: RefSeq, a predicted model, not a curated record
AUGAUUGUUGAUAAGAUCGAUGUGUUGGGCGAUCCUCGGAUCGAGUAUCGGUCAGCGGACGUCAAUGGGAAGAACUACGGAUAUCUCUACAGUGAGCCUGAAUCAGGCACCUACAGAGCUACCAUUGUCCUCAUCCAUGGCUUCCCCGACUUAUCGUUGGGAUGGAGGUAUCAGAUUCCCAUGUUAAUCGACAUGGGACUGCGAGUCAUUGCUCCAGAUUGUCUAGGAUAUGGACGAACGGAUGCCCCUGAGGAUAUUGCACUAUAUUCCCAUAAGCAGUGCGCCGAUGACAUCAAGGAACUAGCAUUACAGCUCGGUGCAUCCAAGAUCCUCGUCGGCGGACAUGACUGGGGCGCUGCACUCGCAUACCGGGUUGCACUCUGGCACCCAGAUCUCGUUACUCAUCUUUUCACGGUCUGCGUACCGUACGCUCCUCCAGCGAAGAAGUACUAUCCACUAGAGGAAUUUGCGGCGACAAUUGCGCCGCAUUUUACCUAUCAAUUGCAGUUUAAGAGCGGGGAGCUGGAGAAAGCAAUCCAAUCAGAAGAGGACAUCAAGAAGUUUCUCUGCGCGUUGUAUGGCGGGCGUACCGACACAGGCGAAGUAGCCUUUGAUGCAGGGCUGGGGGUUCUAUUAGAGAAUAUGUUCCGUGUGCGCCCAUCGAGGCUGCUGAGUGAAGAGGAACUCGAAUACUAUGCCCGAGAAUUCUCCAGAAAUGGUCUGCGUGGUCCCUUAAACUGGUAUCGCACGAGAGAAAUCAACUAUGAAGAGGAACUGGCCAUUCUCCAUCGCCGCAUCACGGCUCCAGUGCUCUUCAUCCAAGCGCUCAAGGACGCCGCCCUUCCCGCCCACCUGGGGAGUGGCAUGACCAAGACCAUUCCGCAUCUCACCUUCCAGCAAGUGGAUACGUCUCAUUGGGCUCUCUGGGAGAGGCCCAAGGAGGUCAAUGAGAUGAUCGCUUGGUGGCUGGAGGAAGUGGUUUUUUCGGAUCCUCGGAUGUUCAAACUGUAA